AUGAGAGUAGAUAGAACAGUACCACCAAGAGGAGAUACACAUGUGGAACAGAUCUCCGUAGAGGGAGUGGCAAAAUCAUUGCAAAAGAUGAAGUCUAGAAAAGCAGGAGGUCCAGACAACAUGCAAAGAAAGGCAUGGAAAAUCAUAGGCAACACGGGGGUCGACUGUUUGAGAGGUGUUCACAAAUGUUAUGGAGAAGGAAGAGAUGCUAGAAGAAUGAAGAAGCAACACAUUGAUCCUUAUAUUUCAGAACAAGGGGGAAUACAGGAUUGUAGCAGUUAUAGAGGAAUCAGAUUGGCAUCUCAUACUCUGAAGACGGCAACGGCAACUGAUAGAGAAGUACAGGAAAGGCCAGAAAGAGCUGGAUUAUGUGUUCAUAGAUUUAAAGAAGGCUCACGACAGGAUGAUUUUCAAGUUACUGUUGGUCUACACCAAGGGUCAGCACUCGGCCCAUUCCUGUUUGCCAUCUUGAUAGACUGUUUAACAGGUAGUGUACAGAAAGAAUCUCCAUGGGAUAUUGAGGCCAGAGAUGUUGCACUGAAUGGAGAGAAAGAAACAGGAGUGAAAAUGGAGGAAGCGGAGAUGAGUAUGUUCGUGUACACGCUAGGAGAGACGAGGAUGGACAAAAUAGGGAAUGAAGUGAUGCGAAAGGACAUCGGGGUUUAA
Penaeus chinensis is the source of this 666-nucleotide messenger RNA. RefSeq lists its product as uncharacterized. The record is from RefSeq and is a predicted model, not a curated record. The transcript is spliced from 3 exons. Lineage: Eukaryota; Metazoa; Arthropoda; Malacostraca; Decapoda; Penaeidae. Bases 1 to 666 code for a protein of 221 amino acids.